AUGGUUGGACACAGUGAAGCAGUACGCACAAUCUCGUCUCAGUUACCCCGGGUGAUACCGCUUAAUGUUGGUGGAUGCCACUUUGUAACUACUCUAUCCACAUUGACCAAGGAUAAGGACUCUAUGUUAGCCGCCAUGUUUAGUGGCCGGCAUGAACUGGACACAGACAGUGAAGGGAGAUAUUUCAUUGAUCGGGAUGGAACUUACUUCAAAGAAAUCCUGAAUUAUCUUCGAGAUAGUACACAGCUACCAUCUGCUGAAAGAGCUCUCGAGGUUUACAGAGAAGCGCAAUUCUACCAAAUAGAAGGCUUGAUCGACACUCUAGAACGUUUCUCAAACGUCUUUGCGCACAAAUUGGAAGAGGCAAGGAAAUAUAAGCUGGGAAGUGAUUUUGAAAAGUGGCAACAACAGAUUAUCACUUGCGCACAAAACAAGAGUCUUCAAAAUUUGACGUCCACAAGCAAAGUGAGCCUGCUGUCGCAAGAGGAUCAUAAAAAGAUUAUGGAAUGCGGAGACUGUGUUGGUCCGCAUGCGCACAACCUGAUCGUUUGCAAACCCGCUAAACGGGGAUCAGCGCAAAUUCACGACACGUUUGAAAAUGUGCAACGUCGCGUGAAAGAAACGGAACCUGUGGUUUGUCCCUUAAAAGAUGCUGAGAUGAAAGCUUUUGUGGAUAUGACCCUGGCUGAUUUGAUAAGCAAGGGAUACGCUGUCAGCCUUCGUGAAAUAACCAUUCAGUGUAAGAACACCAAGGUGUAUUAUGGGAUAGGUAAGGAAGAGUGUCAGUUGAACAUCACGGAGCACGUGAUCGAGUUUGAAUGGUGUACGCGCUAGAAUUCAAGUAGCUGUAACUAGUAGUUAUGAUCGAAAAGC
This is a messenger RNA of Pocillopora verrucosa, 873 nucleotides long. RefSeq names its product BTB/POZ domain-containing protein KCTD7-like. Gene Ontology annotation, biological process: protein homooligomerization. Lineage: Eukaryota; Metazoa; Cnidaria; Anthozoa; Scleractinia; Pocilloporidae. The record is from RefSeq and is a predicted model, not a curated record. Gene Ontology annotation, molecular function: protein binding.